UUUGGCACACGCUCAGAAUCAGUAGCUUGUUGAAAUCAUUCUUGAUUUGUUUAAUGUUUAUUUUGUUUAUAUUUAUAGUUGCAUUGUAAAUGUAUAUUAGGUCGUUUAAAUUAGUAUUUAAUAUUUUGAAUAUUUCAAGAAACAUUAUUCCAUAUAUAUAUUAUUAUGGCAGUAUAUUUGACUAAAAAUAUGUUAUUAAAAUUAAACAGAGUGACCUAUUCUUCAAACUAUGUAAAUGACGACGAGGGAAGCAGUAAUAGUGACCACUGGCAAAAUCUUAUUAAAGACAACAAAAGCACUGAUCGUUUGGCUAAGGAUAUGAUCUGUAGAGUGUGUGCCAAAAGUGGGUGUACACCAUUAACUGAAAAGAUAAAUGGAUAUGACAUAACAAGUGCUAUUCGCAGUAUUACAAAUGUCAAUAUUGAGCUUGAUGACUCUUUGCCUAAAUAUAUUUGUACAGAAUGUUUGGAAAGACUGAAGAUGGCAAUGACAUUCAAGAGGACAUGUGAGACGUCUGACAAGAAAUUUAGAAAAAUAUUAAAUCCUAUGGGUGAUCCAUCCAUGCACUCGUAUCCAUAUUCUAAGCAUGACUUUCAACUGAUAUUGCAUCAAAUGAAACAAAAAAGAAUGAAGUAUGAAGAGAAAUUGGAAAAGGAACGAAAGAAAAGGGAGAAAUUAGAACAAAAGAAACUGCCUAAGAUAAAACAAUUUAAAUGUUCACCUUGUGAUAUGAUAUUCCCAAAUAAGGAUAAAUUAAUGGCCCACCGACGCGAGAGACAGUGCAUGCGGCGCGCUUGCGACGUGUGCGGCCAACUAGUGUUGAGCAUCGCACAGCAUAUGAGACAUAUACACAAGCAGACUGUUCCUCAUAAGUGCCCCACGUGUGGCAAGGAGUUCCCCAUUAUUGCUCGCCUUAAGAAUCACAUGCUGGUCCAUACAGACACAUUCAAUUUCUUCUGUGAUCUCUGUCCAUACAAAUGUAAACAUAAGUAUUACCUCGUGAUGCAUAUGCGCACACACACCGGUGAGAAACCUUACAAAUGUCAACAAUGUCCGGCAACAUUUGUGAAUCCAUCUAAUUUAAAUAAGCACAAGCUAACACACCGGGAAAAACAAUUUAAGUGUAUGCUAUGUGAGAAGGCAUUCCGUACGAACACUGCGCUCCGCGAACACCAAGAAGCUACACAUAUGCACAUCAAGCACACAUGCAACUUCUGUGGCAGGGACUUCUGUUAUAAAUCCGACCUUCGAAAACACGAAAUACGCAAUCAUAACCGUAUGAAGCGUGAUUACAUUGGCGGGGAGCCAACCUAUAAGCAAGUAGAGAGAAUGCAGAAAUUGCAAGAGAACGAGGCGUUGAGUAAGUGGCGUAUACAGACGGCAGAGGAGACGACGGUGCCCGUUGUGCAGGCCACAUAUAUUGAUCAAAGCAAGGAGUUCAUACAGACCACACAUUCAAUGUAUUUCUCUGACGUCACCGGGAUGAUACAGCAACAGCCUCAAAUUGUUCAACAGCAAACCGUACAGUUGUCAUUACCGGAGUUAGUGAUGAAGAAGGAUGAAGUGAAAAUCUACGACACACAGCAAGGAAUUUAUUUUUAAGUGAAGAUUAGUGGGGCAUUAUUAGAUGUUAUAGGUAAUUAUCGUAUUAUAAUCAUAUUAUUUGAGUACUCAUUUUUAUUUAUGAUUUAUAAAUUUGCAAUGUAUACUUUUACAAUAAAAUGUAACAAUAAUAAAAUAGUUUUAAUAA
Messenger RNA from Galleria mellonella (greater wax moth), 1750 nucleotides. Its product is annotated as zinc finger protein 93-like. Gene Ontology annotation, biological process: regulation of transcription by RNA polymerase II. The record is from RefSeq and is a predicted model, not a curated record. The transcript has 10 exons. Gene Ontology annotation, molecular function: zinc ion binding; RNA polymerase II transcription regulatory region sequence-specific DNA binding; DNA-binding transcription factor activity, RNA polymerase II-specific. Gene Ontology annotation, cellular component: nucleus. Bases 166 to 1602 code for a protein of 478 amino acids. NCBI's taxonomy places the organism in Eukaryota, Metazoa, Arthropoda, Insecta, Lepidoptera, Pyralidae.